Diospyros lotus (date-plum) is the source of this 1226-nucleotide messenger RNA. Its product is annotated as xanthohumol 4-O-methyltransferase-like. Gene Ontology annotation, molecular function: S-adenosylmethionine-dependent methyltransferase activity; O-methyltransferase activity; protein dimerization activity. The coding region runs from base 53 to 1126 and encodes 357 amino acids. The record is from RefSeq and is a predicted model, not a curated record. Gene Ontology annotation, biological process: methylation. The transcript has 2 exons. NCBI's taxonomy places the organism in Eukaryota, Viridiplantae, Streptophyta, Magnoliopsida, Ericales, Ebenaceae.
AGCUAAGCAUCCAAACACAACAAGGCAUAUACAUUAUUACAUAGUUAAGAGAAUGAUUAUGGAGAAGGAAGCCAUGGAUGCAGAGGCAAUGCAAUUGCUUCAAGCUCAAUCAGUGGUAUGGCAACAGCUGCUAGGCUUUGCAGACAUUAUGGCACUCAAAUGUGCUGUGGAGCUUCGCAUAGCUGACAUCAUUCACUCCCACGGUUGUCCAAUCACCUUAUCCCAGAUCGCCGCCGGCAUCAACGCUCCUUCCCCAGAUAUCACUUAUUUGGGGCGCAUCAUGAGAUUUCUGGGUCGUAAAAAGAUAUUCACUUUCACUCCAUCGAACGACGGCGGAGAGACCCUUUACGGCCCCACCCACGCCUCCAAGUUCCUACUUUGUGAUUCUGAGUUGAGCAUGGCGCCAAUCAUACUGCUGCAAAGCGACCCCAGCGCAAUGGCCCCGUGGCAUUACUUCAGCCGGUGCGUGCGAGAAGGCGGGAUGGCAUUCGAAAAGGCCCACGGGCAAGAGAUAUGGGACUUUGGCUCUGCCAACCCGGCUUUCAACAAGAUCUUCAAUGCUGCAAUGGGAUGUUCGGCCAAGUUCAUCACCACCGCAGUUAUCGCUGCGUACAAAGAUGGGUUCCUUUCCAUUGGGUCGCUGGUGGAUGUGGGAGGUGGGAUUGGAACCUCCAUAGCCGAGAUCACCAAGGCCUAUCCACAUAUCAAAGCAACCAACUUUGAUUUGCCACACGUCAUCGCCACAGCGCCCGAGUAUCCUGGAGUCUCCCAUGUUGGAGGCGACAUGUUCAAGUCUGUUCCCAAGGCAGAUGUAGUCUUCAUGAAGGAGAUAUUGCACGAUUGGAGUGAUGAACAUUGCGUGAAGAUCUUGAAGAACUGUCGGAAGGCGAUCCCAGAGAAAACAGGGAAGGUGAUUCUAGUGGAAGCGGUUCUGAAGCCAGAGAGUGAAGGUUUGUUUGACAACCCGGCGUUUGCGUCUGAUCUCAUAAUGCUUGCUCACACCACCGGCGGAAAGGAGAGGACAGAGGCUGAAUGGAAGCAAGUGUUGGAGAAAGCAGGGUUUAUGCGCUAUAACAUCAUCCAAAUCCCAGCUUUGCGCUCCAUCAUUGAGGCCUAUCCAAACUGAAUCCACACUCUCUUUGUCCACCCAACUUUCGAGGUGCUUAGCUUAGCAAGGAAUAAACAUGAACAUGGGAAUGUUCUUGCAGAGUUUAAUAAAGGGUUUC